GGAAAGCUACCAGGACGUCAGUGAGACGGACACACCGUGCAAAGCGGACUGUUUUACCUUCUCUGAGAAUAAAACGCACACGUCACGUGAAGCUGGCUUUAUUAUAGCCCUUUCCAAACUGUAGCUCUUCCACGAUGGAAGAAACGUUGAACGCUACGCAAAGGGCUAACGUUUUUAAGAAGCUGCACGGAGUGGCGGAAAUCUGCCUGCCUGGCUUCCAAACGGGAACAGGGGAGCAAGUGCUUCGAAACUGGGAAAGCAACUUUGAACACUGCUUGUCCUUUCUAGUGAAGGAGGCGGUGAAAAUGGUACUGGAAACCGUCAGAUCGGAGUUUAAAGAAUUUAUAGAGAAACGAAUUGCAGAGGUACAGCUCGCCGUGUACGAACAGGAGAAUGAGAUCGAAAGCUUGAGAUUGCAGCUGGGAAUCUCUCGGAGCGGACCCGUGUUCAUGCACGUGAGCCCCGAGGACGAGGUCCGCGGUGGGUCCGAAUCCGCCGUGGGCGCCAGAGAAUCGAUCUCGGGUCCGGGAGCAGGUGACCGGCGAUGGGUGACGAAUGCCAGCUGUGGACCAUCCCAGGAGGAGAGCUGCGCACCGAAGGUGGUCCUCGGUGGAGUUUCGUUUACUGAGAUACCAACGCAGGGGGAAGCAUCCUGCAGAGACUAUGGGAGUUUCACCCCGGAGAACUGGGAAGUCUCUCGCAACACUCCAGAGCAUGUCAAUGAGGACAGUGAAGGUGAGAUUUUUGUGGAGCAUUCGAGGAACGUGGAAGAGGCUCAUCCGAAACUGAACAUUAAUCCCCUGUCAGAGUGUAACAUGAACUUACAGCCUGUUCAAGUUAAGGAGGAAUUCACGGAUCAGGGGUCUGACUGCUUAAAAGUGGAAGUGGCUGACUUGGAUCUUCAUUCGAUUAUUAAAGCAGAGGCCUCUGCUUUUGAGCAUGACAAUGAAGAGAUUUCAUUAGUACAUCACAAUGAAGAAUUGGUAGAGCUAAGUCAGCCGAAAACUAGGCUGCAGAAUGAAUCUGCUGGAAAAGUGAUCAAGAGGGGGAAGCAAAGUUUUAAACAGAAGAGACCUAUUCCCAAGCAUAACAGACCAUUUGUUUGUCAGGAGUGUGGGAAGACUUUUAAUCAGUUAGCCCACCUUAAGGUACACCAGAGAAUCCAUUCCGGUGAGAAACCGUACCGAUGUGGUGAAUGUGGCAAGGUCUUCAGCCAGUUAACCAACCUUAAAACGCACCAGAGGAUCCACACGGGGGAGAGGCCAUACAGCUGUGUGUUGUGUGGAAAGAACUACAGUCAGUUAGUCCACCUUAAAUCACACCAGAUGACUCACACCGGGGAAAAGCCGUACAGCUGUGGCACAUGUGGGAAGAGCUUCAGCAACAUCUGCAACCUUAAAACGCACCAGCGAAUUCACACGGGGGAGAAACCCUAUACUUGUAACGAAUGCGGCAAAAGAUACAAUCAGUCGGCCUCCCUGAAGAAACAUAUGACGGUCCACGCUCGGGAAAAUGCAAACAGUUGCAGUGACUGUGGGCGGACUUUUUGGAUAUCGGAUCACCUUCAAGAACACCAGAACAACCAGUACAGUAGUGCGGAAGGCCAUUUAAAUUUGUUCGACUCCCUUAACCGUCACUCGGACUGUGCAAAAUGCAGGAAGAGACUGAAACGCGCCGCGUACAAGCACAAGAAGCCCCACAUGUGCACCGAGUGUGGGAAGACUUUCAGCCAGUCCACCAACUUGAAAACACACCAGAGGACUCACACCGGCGAGAGACCCUACCGGUGUGGUGAAUGUGGAAAAUCAUUCACUCAGUUAGUUCACCUCCAAACACAUCAUAGAAUCCACACGGGAGAGAAACCGUACAGCUGCAGCAAGUGCAACAAGUCUUUCACGAUGUUAAGCAACCUAAGGACUCACCAAAGGAUUCACACGGGCGAGAGGCCCUACAGUUGUCCAGAAUGUGGGAAGACAUUUGCUGUGCUAAGAAACCUAAAAGUACAUCAGAGAAUUCACACGGGAGAGAAGCCGUACAGUUGUGCCGACUGCGGCAAGCCCUUCAGUCAGUUAGCCAACCUUAUUAAACACCAGAGGAUUCACACCGGCGAGAAGAGGUACAGCUGCCAGGAAUGUGGGCGGAGCUUCACCCAGUUCAGCCAUCUUGAAUCCCACCAGAGGACACAUGCUAGAAACCGAAACUGUAUGAUUCGCCCCUGCUGGUAUUCAAGGUGUUUUAGAGAAAUGGUCCAUGUGAAACAGGGCAUCAUGAACUCAGACCAUUGUUUGACGAUCCUGGGAGCUAUAAAGAUGAACGGUUAUGAAAAUGAAAGCAGGAGGCUACCACAAAGUUCCAGAUAUUGCGAGGAGGAAGACACAAAAAUGAACAUCAUACACGUCCCACAGGACGCCGUAUAUUAUGGACCGACUUUCCUCAAAGAGCCAAUCAGGGAGCAGGGAUCUGUUCGCAUUAAAGAAGAGGUCAGUGACCAAAUGUCUGUCCACCUGAUGGGAGACAUCAGGGAGCUGGAAUUUUCUCAGAUCAAAGAGGAGGUCUUUGACAUGGACAUUUUUUCACAUAUUAAGUCGGAGGUUUGCUCCACAGAGGUCGUAAUUGAAGAUGUCUCCACGAUGGAGGAAAGGCCGUCUGGCUACUUGGGUGGCAGAUGGUCGGCGGCUAGGAAUGAAAGCAAGAACAUGUUUAAAAAUCGGGAACUACCUGAAAGGAUGUUUAAAACUCUAAAGAAACCGGUGUCUUGUGCCCAAUGCGGGAAGACCUACAGUCAGUUAUCUUCCCUGAAAAGACACCAGAGAUCUCAUGCAAAGGUGAAACUGUACGGCUGCAAGGAGUGUGGGAAAAAGUUUCGGUUGCUGGGAAAACUUAAGCAGCACAAGUUGGUUCACCAAGGGUCCAAACAAUACAGCUGUCACGAAUGUGGUCAAGUGUGCGGCGAUUUGGCCUCCCUAAGUGAACACCAGAGGUCUCACGCUGGCGAGCAACCCUACAGCUGCAUAAAUUGUGGGAAGACAUUUAAACAAGAAACCAAUAUGAAAGUCGGCCAAAGAGUUCACACUGGAGAGAAACCGUUCAGCUGCCCAGAAUGUGGGAAGAUCUUCCCUUUUUACGAUGACUUUAAAUUUCACCAGAGAGUUCACAACGGUGCCAAGAAAUCGUACAUUUGCACCGAGUGCUGGAAGACCUUCCAUUACUUAGCAAACCUUCAAACACACCAGCAAGUUUUCUUCAAUGAGAAGCCAUACAAGUGUUCUGAAUGUGGGAAGUCUUUCAAGCAUCGAGACAGCUUCAAAGCCCACCGGCUGACGCACACAAACGAGAAACCGUACAGCUGCGCAGAAUGUGGCCGCUGUUUCAGUUGGAAAAAUAACCUUAAAAGACACCAAAAGAUUCACACUGGGGAGAAACCGCACAGAUGUGCCGACUGUGGGAAAUCCUUCCAACUGUUAGACUACCUAAAAAGUCACCUGAGAGUCCACACGGGUGAAAAACCGUACAGUUGUAUGGAGUGCGGGAAGGCAUUCAGCAUUCUGAACAACUUUAAGAGACAUCAGAGGAUUCACAGUGGGGAGAAACCAUACAGUUGUACGGACUGUGGGAAAAGCUUCAAUUUGCAAAGAAGCCUAAGGACUCACCAGAUAAUUCACACUGGAGAAAAGCCGUACAUGUGCGCCGACUGCGGCAAGACCUUUACUGUUAAGUACAGCCUUAAAAAGCACCAGAGGAUUCACAGUGGCGAGAAACCCUACAUCUGUAAUGACUGCGGAAAAGCCUUUUAUCUCUUAUACAACCUUAAGGUUCACCAGAGGAUUCAUACUGGUGAAAAGCCAUACAGUUGUACUGAAUGUGCCAUGUCCUUUAUUUGUCAAAGCAACCUCAAACGGCACCAGAAAAUCCAUACUGGUCAAAAGAAGAAACGCUGAAAUGUCUAAAGUGCCCCUGACCACCGUAUGCAUUAGGGUGAAAUCUCCGCUACACACCUCAGUGAGGUCGUUUGGGACACUGCAUUAUUA
Messenger RNA from Polypterus senegalus (gray bichir), 4028 nucleotides. Its product is annotated as zinc finger protein 585A-like. NCBI's taxonomy places the organism in Eukaryota, Metazoa, Chordata, Cladistia, Polypteriformes, Polypteridae. The record is from RefSeq and is a predicted model, not a curated record. Bases 135 to 3938 code for a protein of 1267 amino acids. Gene Ontology annotation, molecular function: RNA polymerase II cis-regulatory region sequence-specific DNA binding; DNA-binding transcription factor activity, RNA polymerase II-specific. The transcript is spliced from 4 exons. Gene Ontology annotation, biological process: regulation of transcription by RNA polymerase II.